Messenger RNA from Trypanosoma cruzi, 697 nucleotides. RefSeq names its product phosphatidylinositol 3-kinase, putative. Lineage: Eukaryota; Euglenozoa; Kinetoplastea; Trypanosomatida; Trypanosomatidae. The transcript has a single exon. The record is from RefSeq and is a predicted model, not a curated record. Gene Ontology annotation, molecular function: protein binding; protein serine/threonine kinase activity. The annotation marks the transcript as partial. Gene Ontology annotation, biological process: negative regulation of macroautophagy; TOR signaling. Gene Ontology annotation, cellular component: nucleus; TORC1 complex; TORC2 complex.
GGUCGCUCGUGCGAUGUGGCAUCGUUCCCAUACGGCGGAGCAAUGGCUUGAGCGACGCACAGCCUUCACACUCUCCUUGGCUACCAUGUCCAUGGUAGGAUACAUAUUAGGACUUGGCGAUCGACACCUCGGUAAUAUUCUCCUUUCCAUGUCUACAGGGAAGAUUGUUCACAUUGAUUUUGGCGACAGUUUUGAUGUUGGUCGACUUCGUCAUGUACUCCCUGAGACCAUCCCAUUCCGCCUUACACGCAUGCUAACCAAUGCGAUGGAAGUGUUUGGCGUGGAUGGCAUCUUUCGAUCCUCCUGCACCCGCACUCAGACGACUCUGCACAAAAAUUGUGACAGCAUCAUGGCUCUUCUUUCCGCCUUUGUGCAUGACCCAAUCGUGCAGCACAAGGGGACGAUGAAAAAUAUGAUGGAGAAGAGCCGCACACAAGAUAUUGUUGAACGCAUUCGUAAUAAACUUCGUGGGACAGAAAUGGCUGUAGAAAACAAAGAUAUAGUGAUUUUUAACACAGUGCUGGAAAGUGCACGUCGUCCCGAUCUGUGGUACAUGUCUAAUGCCUUCAAUGACGCGGCACGGCGAACCCUCCACAAGUCAUUGACACCACAGCAGCAGGUCUCUAUGCUGAUUGAUGAGGCCACACGCGUGGAAAACUACGCUGCUUUAUACUUUGGUUGGGGCCCAUUAUGGUAA